This is a messenger RNA of Sinocyclocheilus anshuiensis, 1448 nucleotides long. RefSeq names its product synaptophysin-like protein 1. Gene Ontology annotation, cellular component: synaptic vesicle; synaptic vesicle membrane. Bases 15 to 875 code for a protein of 286 amino acids. NCBI's taxonomy places the organism in Eukaryota, Metazoa, Chordata, Actinopteri, Cypriniformes, Cyprinidae. The record is from RefSeq and is a predicted model, not a curated record. The transcript has 7 exons.
CGGCCACCAGCAUCAUGACCCCGCAUGCCUCAGUUUGUCUGGGUGACGGACGGUACCACGUCACGAAUCACGUGGUCAAACCCCUGUCUAAAGCAGAAACGAGAAAAGUGAAAGGACAAGUUAUAUAUAAGAAAUAUAACUUUCUUAUAUUUGUCUGGGGACUAGACAAGAACACGAUGAGCGCGUUUCGGUUAGAUCUCAGCCCUCUGAAAGAGCCUCUGGGAUUUAUACGUGUACUGGAAUGGAUAUUUGCUAUUUUUGCUUUUGCUACGACUGGGGGUUAUUCUGGCUCUACCAGUUUCAACAUCCAGUGCAAGGACAAUGCCAGCAAAGAAAUAGAUGUAUCCUUCAGCUAUCCUUUUAGGCUCAAUACCCAGAGUUACAGUGUGCCAGACUGCAAAGUCAACACAACAAUGUUUAAACUCAAACAACUGACUGGAGAUUAUUCAUCUUCCGCUGAGUUCUUUGUAGCUAUUGGAGUUCUGGCUUUCCUGUACAGCACAGCUACACUAAUUGUGUUGUAUCUGGGUUACCAGCACAUCUACCGUGAAUCUCCUCGCGGCCCCAACAUUGAUCUACUGUUAACUGGGAUCUUCGCUUUUCUCUGGCUGGUGUGUUCAUCUGCAUGGGGAAAAGGCCUCACGGAUGUGAAAAUUUCAACCAGUCCGAAUACGCUUGUGUACAUAACUGAAGUGUGUAAACAAACAGGAAACAAGUGCACUGCUGGGCACAUCCCCUCAAUGGGCCGCCUCAAUUCCUCAGUGAUCUUUGGAUUCCUCAACCUUAUCCUGUGGAGAGGAAACUGCUGGUUCCUUUACAAGGAGACGCCAUUACACAAGUCAGCCAAUCAGCAAGCGGGAGCAGGACAGCCAUAAUUAAACAGGUCACAUCCACAUUCAUCAAGCAGGUGUUGUUGCAGUACUAAAGUGCUACAUAGCACCCGGUUUACUGAUGUUAUGGAUCUACCUGUCUUGACCUGUGUCACAAAUCCACCAAAGGUUCUUGCCUAUAGAGUAUCUCCAUUAUAUUCAAAUAUGGUCAAAUUUAGAUGUGCAUUUUACACACUACAGCAAAGCUGUAUACUUAGGGAAGGUACAAGAACACCUUAGCAAAUAAACUUUGUAUGAAGUAAACUGCAUCAUUAAAAUGUCAUAUUUCAUAUCUUUACUGUUACUGUCAUGUUUUUGAUGUAAUUUGAACGUGUUGCAUAAACAAAAUGUACAGAAUGUUUUUGAUUCCUGUUCACUUAAAUAUAUUUUGAAUUCAAUGUAUAACUUGAAUUUGCUGUUCUGAUGCUCCCUUUUUAUAACCGUUGAGGCUGUGCAGUACAAGAUGCUGUUGUGCUUAGUUAGUUUUGGCCUUAUAAAAUAGCAUCUCGGCUUACUUUUCAAUGUGCUUCUUGUGGUUGAAAUGGCCUUUUAUUAAAUGAAAUGUGUGCCUUAUAACUU